Achroia grisella is the source of this 1501-nucleotide messenger RNA. Its product is annotated as WD repeat-containing protein 74. Gene Ontology annotation, molecular function: protein binding. The transcript has 8 exons. NCBI's taxonomy places the organism in Eukaryota, Metazoa, Arthropoda, Insecta, Lepidoptera, Pyralidae. The record is from RefSeq and is a predicted model, not a curated record. Bases 251 to 1501 code for a protein of 416 amino acids. Gene Ontology annotation, biological process: ribosomal large subunit biogenesis. Gene Ontology annotation, cellular component: preribosome, large subunit precursor; nucleolus.
CUGUCAAUCGAAGUGUCAAACUGAUAAUGAAUGAUGGGACCAUGCUUUAUUUAUUUUUUACAAUACCUUUUUUUCUAAAGUUUUAAUUCUUAAAUAUUAUAAUAAUAAAUAAUAAACACUCUCUCUCAAGAAUAGUAAUCUGUUUCUUAGUCUAUUUGCUCACGUUCCACUUGUUCUUAAGUUUUCUGUUAUCGUAGAAUGUAUAUAAUAUUAUAUUUUAGGAUAUCUCUUUAAUAAAUAAUAUAGCAAAAUGUUACUAACUGAGGAUAAAGAGGUCGAUAUAUUUGUUGGUAGUAAAAUAGGAUCAUUCAAACAUAUAAAAUAUCAUACAGACAUCUCAAAAAACAAUAAGAAAUGUAUAGAAAAUUUAGUUGAUAUAAAAUCAUUGCAAAAAGAUGAUUCACUCACAUGCAUGGUGUGGGGCAAUGAGGAACAGACAGAGAUACUGCUCGGCAGGAGGAAUCAACAGAUACAAGUAUAUAACACACAGCAAGACGAAUUCACCAAAUCAUACACAGCAGACUUCGGAGCUGGUCAUCCGGUCGGUCUCGGGCGCUACAAACGGAAGUACAUAGCGGCACUGUCCAGUGGGAUGGUGAAGAUAUGGAGCAAAAAGUCGGAGACUACAAUGGAUGCAGGGAAAAUGGAUCGCAUGAGGGUCUGUGGGGAUGAACCGGCGCUAUUUGCUACAGGUGGCGAGGAGAAUGACCUGAAAAUAUGGCAAAUAGGGGAAAAGGCACCUGUAUUUGCGGCCAAAAACCUUGCACACGAUUGGCUACAGUUGCGCAGGCCUGUCUGGGUAUCAGACCUGACCUUCUUACCUAACGAGGGAGGAAAACUCGUCGCUGUCUGCUCCAGGCAUGGAUAUGUUCGUUUGUACGACAGUCGUGCGCAGCGUCGGCCAGUAUGUAAUGUUGAUUUCAACGCAAUGGCUGCCGUGUGUAUUGCGCCUAGCUUUGACGAGCGAAACGUCCUAGUCGGUUUUGGACGUGGCCAGUUACACCAAGUGGACCUUCGCAAGGGACGACCAGACAAAGGGUUCAAGGGUGCAGUGGGGGCCAUCACAGAUGUCCUAACAGUGCCUGGAGAGAGACUCAUCAUCAGCUCCAGUCUUGACAGGCAUAUACGAAUACAUAGCUAUGAGAGCAAGGAACUGGUUUAUAAGCAAUACCUUACUUCCAAAUUAUCAGCCGUACUGGUACAAACCGCAACGUCAACUCCACUCAAGAAGGAGCCAGAAGUAAAAGAAGAGUUGAAAGAAGAGAAGGAAGAAGUAGAACUCAUUGAUGAUGAUCUGGACGAGUUGUUUGACAAUAUGGAGACAGUGGGUGAGAAACCGAAAAAGAAAAAGAUACAAUCGGAACAGACAGAAGCAAAGAAGCAGAAGUUGGAACCAGAAGAUGCGAUCAAGCAGCUUCUCAAAAGCACGGAGAAGCAAAAGCGGAAGCGAGAGCAGCGUAAACGAGAAAAGAAGGCGAAGAGCGUGUUUCACAAUGCUUAA